AUGCGGGUGCCCCUGGAGAUUUUCCGCAUUAUUCUUGACUAUGUUACGGGCAUAUACACUCGACUGGAGCUUUUGUCUUUAAGACAUAUCAACAGUCGAUUCAAUGAAGAGAUCUUAGUGUACUUGUUCUCCGAAAGAUCACGAUUUGAGGGCGAGAAAUUGAUCCGUGGUAAUAUGUUCCAUCGAAGAAUGAAACGAGGCAAGUUAUUUGCUUUUGGCGCUGUGUUCGACGAUGCACCGCUGUCGCUGCAAGAACGAUAUGUCUACUAUCGUGCCACUCGGCAUCAUACUGAGCCUAGCCUCUUUACGUGUCUUUUUAUCCCGGUCUACGAACGCCAGUUGAUGAAACUCGGUGUCGCGGAGUGGGACAGAGCUACACGAGACGCAAAGCUUCGUGAGUGGUGUCUGCUACCGAUGCACCAAGACUGGAACAUCGGAUGGGUUGUUGCGCACCGCGUGUCUACACUCGAGAACAAAAUCUUGCGUUACACAGCAAAUUGUGGGUUCGCGAAUGGAAUUUACGACAAUUGGAACGAUGAGCACACAGUUGAGGCGCGGCGCCAAAAACGCAUCGAGAACGACUGCACAUUUCUGGAGAUUUGCUGCGCAAUACUCCAUAACGAUGAAGAUGCAGUGCUAGAAGCAUUCCCAGGGUCCUACAUCUUCGCCGACGAUAUGAAUAUCUGCUUCGGAACCACGCUACUCGGAUUUGCUAUCAAACGAGGGACCCCGUCGAUGCUGAAGCUCUUGUUACGCCCCGUACACUCUACUGAGCAAAGACGUCUCUACGUCUAUCUUCAGUUGGCUUUGAGCAGGUCUGAAUCAGCUGAUGCGAUCUUCAAUAUUCUGUUGGACAACUUCUCUGGCUUCGAUACAGCAAAGAAAGCCUUCACACAAAACCUCCUACACAAAGCCAUGAACAAGAAGAAUUUCCUUAUGUUUGAUGCUUUGAUACGCUGGAUGGUAUCUGUACCAGCCUUCUCCCGACACCAUAAACGAUGGAUACUGGAGGUUUGCUUCCUACAGCUGUUUUCCAACAACCAAGAAGUCAGUUUGGAAAGAGUGUUGCCCAGAAGGCCACGGAACCGAUGGAGAUUCCACGAAAACCAACAAGAAAUGGAACGCUGGCUCUCUGAGAGCAAGCCCAGAGACUUUCUUACAUAUCCUGUCCCUGGUCUCCGUCUCCAACAAACAGCCACACUGAAUAUCCUCCCAGCCUAUCAACUAGGUGCAUAUUACAGGAACAGGCGGACUGAGAGCCGACUAAAAUACUACGAUGGCCGUGGAUUCAUGUUUGUGGAAACGUAUCCAAACAUACCAACUUGUCUCUUCCUGGCAGUAUCAUUGGGUUUGACUUACUGGGUUGACUGGUUGUUAUGGGCUGGUGCAAAUCCCAGACAUCAGAAAGGCGAAGAAUCCAUCCUGGAGGUUGCUUUUCGACCUGGAAUACAUCAAACACAAACAAGGGAGGGUGGUCACAAGUUAGAGACCGACAGGAUAAAAGUGCGGGCCCGAGUGGCUGAGCUUCUGCAACAUCAUGGCUGGGAUGCUAGAAAUUUGGAAGUCGAUCUUGGAACCAUACCUAAACCCAAACCGGCCCGCGCCCAGCCAAGUGUAUAUGACUACGACUACUACUACAGCUACUACUACGACCUCCGCUUGGAGCAGAGCAUUGAUCUUGAGCAGUGCAGAAUGCUUCAGCCGCUUUUGUGA
Molecule: messenger RNA, 1713 nt
Organism: Dothidotthia symphoricarpi CBS 119687
Lineage: Eukaryota; Fungi; Ascomycota; Dothideomycetes; Pleosporales; Dothidotthiaceae
Exons: 2
Coding region: 1-1713 (570 amino acids)
Source: RefSeq, a predicted model, not a curated record